AUGGCUAUACGCUUUCUCGAGUUUGUGAAACCGUUUUGCGUGAUUCUGCCCGAAAUCGCCAAGCCUGACAGAAAGAUUCAGUUCAGGGAGAAGGUGCUAUGGACAGCGAUCACCUUGUUUGUGUUUCUGAUAUGUUGUCAGAUUCCUUUAUUUGGCAUCGUGUCCUCCGACUCUGCAGAUCCAUUUUACUGGAUUCGUGUUAUCCUGGCUUCAAACAGAGGUACAUUGAUGGAGCUUGGUAUCUCCCCAAUUGUCACUUCAUCUUUGAUCAUGCAGCUGCUGGCUGGUGCUAAAAUCAUUGAAGUUGGUGACACUCCAAAAGAUAGAGCUCUCUUCAACGGAGCUCAGAAGCUGUUUGGUAUGGUCAUUACAAUUGGACAAGCCAUCGUCUACGUUAUGACUGGAAUGUACGGAGACCCUGCUGACAUUGGAGCUGGUGUCUGUCUGCUUAUCAUUAUUCAGUUGUUUGUUGCUGGUAUAGUGGUAUUGCUUUUGGACGAGCUUCUGCAGAAAGGUUACGGCCUGGGCUCAGGUAUCUCCUUGUUCAUUGCCACAAACAUCUGUGAAACCAUUGUGUGGAAGGCAUUUAGUCCUGCAACUGUCAAUACUGGCAGAGGUACUGAGUUUGAAGGUGCUGUCAUUGCCCUGUUCCACCUGCUGGCCACCAGACAAGAUAAGGUCCGCGGCUUGCGUGAGGCAUUCUACAGACAGAAUCUGCCAAACUUGAUGAAUCUGUUGGCUACAGUUCUAGUCUUUGGUAUUGUCAUAUACUUCCAGGGUUUCCGAGUCGACCUUCCCAUCAAGUCUGCCAGAUACAGGGGUCAGCAGACUUCAUAUCCCAUCAAGCUGUUCUACACCUCAAAUAUACCAAUCAUUCUUCAGAGUGCACUUGUCUCUAAUCUUUAUAUGAUCUCACAGAUGCUGGCAAACAAGUUCAGUGGCAACUUUUUUGUCAACUUGUUGGGUGUUUGGGCUGAUGUUGGUGGAGGUGGCCCAGCCCGAUCUUACCCCAUUGGAGGUUUGUGCUAUUACUUCUCCCCGCCAGAGACGUUAGGGCACAUCUUAGAGGAUCCCAUCCAUGCUGUGCUUUACAUCAUUUUCAUGCUGGGGUCUUGUGCUUUCUUCUCCAAGACAUGGAUUGAUGUGUCAGGAUCCAGUGCCAAGGAUGUUGCCAAGCAGCUGAAAGACCAGCAGAUGGUGAUGCGGGGUCAUCGUGAGAAGUCCAUGAUUAAGGAGCUGAACCGUUAUAUCCCAACUGCAGCAGCCUUUGGAGGGUUGUGUAUCGGAGCUCUCUCAGUUCUUGCAGAUUUCUUGGGUGCCAUCGGUAGCGGAACUGGAAUCCUCUUGGCUGUGACAAUUAUUUACCAGUACUUUGAAUACUUUGUCAAGGAGCAGAGCGAGAUGGGAGGAAUGAGCACCCUACUCUUCUAA
Messenger RNA from Candidula unifasciata, 1431 nucleotides. The record is from the annotation of a GenBank genome assembly. NCBI's taxonomy places the organism in Eukaryota, Metazoa, Mollusca, Gastropoda, Stylommatophora, Geomitridae.